AUGGCUUCAAACUCAAAUCAAAUAACAACAACACCAGAUCAUCAAACGUAUGUCAAAACGAUGGUAAAAGUAUGGUUGAUGAGUAUUGUUACCAGCAUAGCAAUUAUAUGUUCUGUGAUUCAUCUUUACCAACUGUUUACCAAACGUGUUCUACGAGAAGCAUUAAACAAUCAUGCAAUUAUUGUUCUUAAUAUUUUAACACUUUGCGUUCUAGUAUUGGAUGUUCCCUUCUAUUUGGGCAUUCUACAUACAGGCUAUGUCUGGUUUCCAACACCAGCCUUUUGUCUCUACUGGUGGAAUAUCGAUGAAUUUUGCUAUCAAAUUACGCUUGUGACUGUAGCUGUAGCAUCUGUACAACGACAUUUUCUUAUUUUUCAUGAAAAAUGGUUAUCAACUGCGAAGAAACGAUUUUUUAUACAUUAUAUUCCAAUUUGUCUAGCCAUCGCAUAUCCAAUAUUAUUUAAUGUUCUGGGCCAAUUUGUCGGAUCUUGGUGCACUGUACCUGUAUAUGAUUACACGAAGCCAUGGUGUCAAAACGUUCCUUGCUUUAUGAACAACACUUAUCUUCAUAUGUGGGAUAUGUUUUUCAAUUGGGUUUUCAUUGGUUGGGUUAGUUUUAUAGCGGAUUUGUUUCUUAUUACACGAGUACUUUGGCAUAGACGUAUUCGUUUACAUCAACCGAUCGUGUGGCGAAAACACCGUAAAAUGACCAUUCAGUUAUUAUCAAUUUCACUGUUCAGCUCUAGUUUUAACAGUCCAAUGCUGACCUACACCGGAAUGCGUUUUUUCAAACUUGUACCUGCAUCUGACUAUAGUACAGCCAUGGAAAUUUAUUUUGUAUACUAUUUUUCAGCAAUAUUACUAUCACUGGUUAUGAUACUUUCACUACCAAAAGAAUAUUGGUGGGGUCGAUGGCGGGACGCAUUGGUCAAAAUUAGAGAUAAUCGACGGCGAAGACUAGUAUCGAUGACUAGAGGUGGGUAG
Messenger RNA from Rotaria sp. Silwood2, 984 nucleotides. The record is from the annotation of a GenBank genome assembly. NCBI's taxonomy places the organism in Eukaryota, Metazoa, Rotifera, Eurotatoria, Philodinida, Philodinidae.